CAUCGAGCAUCUUCCAUGCGGCAACACCAAGGGACGAACUGAUGCCGAAUCAGUAAUCUACCCCCCGGCAUAUCAAUAAGAACAUCAUUCUUCCCUGCUCUGUCACUUUCCUUUCCUUCACCACCCUCGACCCUUCCGCCACAUCAACAUGGGCUACACAGCCAAGGCAACGAUACCUCUUAUUCCGCUGGCGAAGGACUCCGUCCUUCUGCCCGGUGUCACUCUCCGCAUCUCAGUAUCCAACCGUGCCGACAUCCCCCUGCUCCUAUCAUCAGCUUUCCAACGAGCUACGAAGUCGAGAACUGGAUCGGCGCAGCUGCCCGUCGGCUGCGUUCCUUUGAAUUCGCCCUUCCUGAGCCCCGAUGGCAAGGAACUGCUCGACAGCGCGGCCAAAGAGAGUAGCCGGGACUAUGACUAUGCCGACAUUGAUCCGGGCAAGGCUCGAAAGAAGGAUUUAUAUGGAUACGGCACGCUGGCGAAGAUUGUCAGUGUCCAGGGGAGCCCCAAUGCCGAUCCGUAUUUGCUCGUGGAAGGAAUCCAGAGAUUCAAGAUCGACAAGAUUAGACAUGAAAGACCAUACUUCGAAGCCGAAGUCACAUUUUAUGAGGACGAAGUCCCAGACCUUAACGAUGGCGACCUUCGCGCCAGUUUUACUCGACUCAAGCAACGAUCUCGUGAGCUUCUGACACUGCUACGGCUCUCAUCUCUCUUCCGCCCUGCAUCUAUGGCGCUGUCUCCUUUAAUCGUCCGCCGCUUCGAGUUGUUCAUUGCGAAAAAAGACCUUUCUCAAGCUGGCCAAUUGGCCGACUUCAUGACGGAUAUUGUGGAAGCAAGUUUUGAAGAGAAGCUCCGAAUCUUGAGCACACUCGAUUUACACGAGAGGCUGGAGCGAGUUCUUGCCCUGCUCAACAAGCAGAUCUCAGGCAUCAAUGGGAACAUUAAAGUCACCACCAUUACCUCCACAACCCUGCCAUCCAAUAUUGGUGUCGAUAUCUCCGACCUGAAUCAAAAACAACGUGAAGCUCUGGCCAGGCGGGCAAUGUCUGGUCUCAACGGCAUGACACCGCCCGGAAUGCCUGGCGUUAAUCGAGGUGGUGAUGACGACGAGGAUAACGAAGUUAAUGAAGUUGAGGAACUCAAGAAGAAGGUGGCCGAGGCUGGUCUGUCGCCUGAGGCUCAAAAGGUUGCGGAGCGCGAACUGAGACGACUGAAGAAGAUGAACCCAGCCAACGCUGAGUAUGGUGUGAUUCGCACGUACGUUGAAAAUUUGGUCGAGAUACCUUGGACGAAGGUCACCGAUGAUCAGCUUGGCGCUGAUACCCUGAAACGCGCUCGCAAACAACUUGACGACGACCAUUAUGGGCUAGAGAAGAUUAAGAAGAGACUGCUCGAAUACCUCGCAGUCUUGAAAUUGAAGCAGUCUGUCAACGCCGAUGUCGAUCAACAAAUUGCCCGUCUCACCAAGCAGCUUACUCCGGCUCAAGAUGGGGAGGAAAGGGAGAUUGAACAGAUCCCAGACAAUGAGAGAGAUGCAGCAACUGCCAAACUUCAUGUCCUCAAAUCGAAGCGUAUGGUGGACAAGUCUCCAAUUCUCUUGUUGGUUGGACCACCUGGCACCGGCAAGACCUCUCUGGCAAAGUCCAUCGCACUCUCCCUUGGCCGAAAGUUCCACCGUAUUUCCCUGGGAGGUGUUAGGGAUGAAGCAGAAAUCAGGGGCCACCGGCGGACGUAUGUGGCUGCUAUGCCAGGUCUAAUUGUUAGUGGCCUGAAGAAAGUCGGCGUGGCCAACCCGGUCUUCCUCCUUGACGAAAUCGAUAAAGUGAGCACGAACAAUUUCCAUGGCGACCCUUCAGCUGCAAUGCUCGAAGUUCUUGACCCAGAACAGAACCACAGUUUCAAUGACCACUACGUCAACAUCCCUAUCGAUCUGAGCAAAGUUCUCUUCAUCGCUACCGCUAACUCCCUGGAUACUAUUCCAGCGCCCUUACUCGAUCGAAUGGAAACAAUCCGCCUGGCUGGCUACACAACGGUUGAGAAGCGUCACAUCGCCAAACAACAUCUUAUACCCAAACAAAUCCGCACCAAUGGUCUCUCGGAAGGACAAGUCGUCAUCCCUGACGAUGUCGUGGACACGAUAAUCACAUCUUACACACGUGAGUCUGGAGUCCGCAACCUCGAGCGUGAGAUCGGGAGCGUGUGUCGCUACAAGGCUGUUCAGUACGCCGAUGCCCGUGACGCAAAUGACACAUCGAAAUAUAACCCCGUCGUCCGUAUUGAGGAACUCGAAGACAUUCUCGGAAUAGAACGUUUCGAAGAAGAAAUCGCCGAGAAGAAAUCUCGUCCCGGCGUUGUCACGGGCUUGGUUGCCUAUUCAUCUGGUGGGCAAGGAAGCAUUCUCUUCAUCGAAGUGGCUGAUAUGCCUGGAAAAGGACGUGUGCAACUCACAGGAAAGUUGGGAGAUGUGCUCAAAGAAUCUGUCGAAGUUGCACUUAGCUGGGUCAAAGCUCACAGCUACGAUCUCGGCCUGACACAUGAUCGGGAUGAAGAUAUCAUGGAGAAACGUGCCAUUCAUGUCCACUGUCCCGCUGGAGCGGUGCCCAAGGACGGACCAAGUGCUGGAUUGGCGCACACUGUCGCGCUCAUUUCGCUAUUCUCCGGCAAGACUGUACCGCCGACAAUCGCUAUGACAGGCGAAGUGAGUCUGAGAGGACGAGUCAUGCCUGUCGGCGGCAUUAAAGAGAAGUUGAUCGGCGCCCACCGCGCGGGCGUCAAGACAGUGUUGUUACCGGCCGGCAACAAGAAGGACGUCAAGGACGUGCCCGAGGAGGUGAAGAGGGAUUUGGAAAUUGUGCAUGUCAAGCAUGUCUAUGAAGCUCUUCGCCAUAUCUGGCCCGAUUCUCAUUGGGCCUCGGAUCGACAUUUCGCUGAGAUCGAGAGCAGAUUGUAAGCUAUUCGAUGUGCGUGGUUAAUUAACGCGUGGAGUGGUUCUCCGUUAGGCUCCGGAUCGUUUAGCAUGCGUCAACCUCUCUUUCCUAUAGCUUCUUUCGGUCUUAAUCAGAUCUACUGUAUGCUGUAUCAUCUCAUGUUCACUUCUCGCUGGGCUCCGUGGUGACACCCUUGGGUUUGAAUGAGUGCGUUUGUUUGAUGUAGCCUGCCAAUCCUACAAGGUUGGACCUCGCAACCCUCGCUAAUCCUGGUAGCUAUGCAACGCAGAAUGUGUCGUGUUAAUGUACAAAUCUUCGAGUCCC
This is a messenger RNA of Cladophialophora immunda, 3248 nucleotides long. RefSeq names its product ATP-dependent protease La. Lineage: Eukaryota; Fungi; Ascomycota; Eurotiomycetes; Chaetothyriales; Herpotrichiellaceae. Gene Ontology annotation, molecular function: serine-type endopeptidase activity; ATP binding; ATP hydrolysis activity. The coding region runs from base 149 to 2947 and encodes 932 amino acids. The transcript is spliced from 2 exons. Gene Ontology annotation, biological process: protein catabolic process; protein quality control for misfolded or incompletely synthesized proteins; protein processing. Gene Ontology annotation, cellular component: peroxisomal matrix. The record is from RefSeq and is a predicted model, not a curated record.